AUGGGCGCCCAGUUUGGAGAUGGCUUCAAAGUCAAGGACGCCGUUGUAUCAAUGUCUGGCCCUGUCUUUGGUUGGUUCGUUGGUGGAGAAAAGGGAGCAGUACGUACCCAAAACCAGCAAGGUUCAGGGCACGAGAAAGGUGAGACAAGGGCACGAGGGGAAAAUGCUCUGGACGAAGCAAGGAGGGAGACGUAG
Fusarium odoratissimum NRRL 54006 is the source of this 195-nucleotide messenger RNA. RefSeq lists its product as uncharacterized. Lineage: Eukaryota; Fungi; Ascomycota; Sordariomycetes; Hypocreales; Nectriaceae. The record is from RefSeq and is a predicted model, not a curated record. The coding region runs from base 1 to 195 and encodes 64 amino acids. The transcript has a single exon.